This is a messenger RNA of Moneuplotes crassus, 2105 nucleotides long. The record is from the annotation of a GenBank genome assembly. Lineage: Eukaryota; Ciliophora; Spirotrichea; Euplotida; Euplotidae.
UUAAAAAUUUUGAAUUAAGUUCAAUAAUUAUGGCAGGUAUUCUGAGAAGAUUUACCAAAUUUAUCUUCGGUGAAGGUGAAGAGGAAGAGCUUAACGCUCUGAUCAACAAGGUUGAACAAUAUAAAUGUGUUCAUACUAGACUCUACUGCUUCCACACUGAAAGUGCUACUAAGAUGUCCAUCUACACUAAAGCUAAAGCAAGUUUGGUUUGGAAUGAUUCCACCGGAAAGUUCUUCGUGUGUUUAGAAAAUCUUUGUGAUGACGAUGAUGAAGACGAAGAUGAAGAGAACCAGAUCUUCCUCCCACUGAUUAAAGAUCUGAACUGGAAUCUUGAUGAGUCAAAGAAUGACGAUGAUGAUUUUGCAAUCAAACAUUUCUUCGAUUACACAAAGCAAAAAGACUUAAAGAAUGUAGGAGGAGGACGCUACGAAGUGAACUUUACUACAGAUGCAAAGACAGAUGAAAUAGAAAACUUUGAGAACUACAUCAACGACAUUCUAGACUUUGUUGAAAAGAUUACUCCUGCUGAAGAGACUAAAGAAAGCACUCAAGCUGACGAGGAGGAAAAGAAGGAGUUCAGUGAUAGUCUUUUCGAAGGUAAAGGAACCUUAUUUCAGUAUAACAAUGAGGAAGACAAGAAUGAAGUUGUUGAAGAGAAUGUCAAGUUCUUAGUCCAGAAACUUGAAGGUGAUUUUAAGUAUGCAUUCACCGUCAUUGUUGAAGAUGUUGGAGAGAUCCUUAUACAAACCCAUGUGCAUGAAGGAACCCAAGCUUCUAUCAACAGUAGUUCAGGUGUAAUCAUGUGGAUCCAUGAUACCUUCACAAGUGGAGAUGAAGAUCUGAAUGCCUUUGUGUUCUACUUCACCAACAAGGGAGAGAAGGACAUUGACAUACUAAGUAAAGCUGUGUCAAAAUGCAUCUUCGAGUGCCAGAGAAAAGUCUCUAUCGAAGAUAAUGUCAAGGAAGAAGAUAUGAGCUGGAUGGCUGAUGCUUAUGUUGAAGACUUGAGAGAAGAAGAAGACAAAAGCGAGUACAACGAUGAAGAUGAAGAAUAUCAGGGUAUUGACGAAUCUUACAAAGAUAUGAUCAUGGAAGAUGACCAAGAAUACGAUAACAAGGACUUCCUUCAAGCUCAUACUUAUGAUAGAGCCUUUGUAGUUAGAGGAGAAGGAUUUGGAGUCUAUGGAACUGACAAUGACAGCGGACUAAGUUACUGUGGAGAUAUUCCUAUUCUCAAUGAAUACUCAGGAGCACCAGCUGAAAAUCUUAUGCUUCACGAUAAUGAAAACAAGCUACUGUUUAUCGAUCCUCAAGAGAAGAACUUGAUCAAAUGAUAUGACUUUGAAAAGGACAAAGUAGUAGAAGAAUGGGAAGGUGAAGGCGUAAAGAAGUUCAAUUCCUUCUUCGGAGAAACUAAGAACUCACAGUCGACUCCAGGAUCCAAUAUCAUUGCUUGUAGUGAUAAAGGGAUGUAUCUAAUGGAUCCUCGUGUAAAUACUGCCUCAAAGAAUGUAUCCCAAAAGGUCUACUCUACUAACUAUCUUUUCAGUAAGAUUACUGCAAAUAUGAAUGGUAACAUUGCUGUUGGAAGUAAGAAUGGAGAGAUAAGACUCUAUACAAAGAUGGGUCAGACAGCAAAGACAAUGCUCCCAGGUAUCGGUCAGGAGAUCACCCAUCUUGAUGUUUCACAAGAUGGCUCUUGGAUACUUGCUACCUGUAAGAACUAUAUCUUGGUGAUCCCCACUAAGACUAAAAGUGGGCAGACUGGGUUCGAGAAGAAGAUGGGAAAAGAAAAACCUAAGCCAAAGAAGCUGAAAUUGACCCAAUCAGAUGUUGUGAAGUAUGGCUUAAAGAAGAAAGAGUUCACUAAGGCUACUUUCAAUAAUGGAGGAAAUAUCACCGAAUCCUUUAUUACUGUAUCUAUCGGGAAAUUCGUAGUUAUCUGGAAGUUGAAGAAGGUCAAGAAGGGUAAUCUGGGAGACUAUGAUAUCAAGGAGCUUCAUAACUCUGUUGUUGCAAGUGAGUCCAAAUAUAAUACAGAGAACGAGAUCAUGGUUGCUUUGCCAAAGAGUUUGACUGUUGAAACCAGAAAGAAGAGAAAGUAA